AUGGCCGGACGUCACGUGACGCGCCAGCGCCUGGCUUGCGCACUCAUCUUCUUGUUGGCGAUGAGGGAUGUCUCCGCCGCCCGAGAGAUCUUUCACGCAGGCGAGGCCGCCAAGAUUGUCGGCAACAGCAUGGCGAAGUCCUCUGCUCGGCAUCAGCGGCAAGAAAUGGUGACGGACGCCGGCGGCUUCUCCCUCUCGACCAUGUGGGCCUCCGGGAAGCAGAGCUCCUUGACAUGGCAAACCGCCAAUGUCACCUUCCGAUUCAAGGAGCAUGAGUCGCCUCCAUACAUCGAGAUCGAUGGCCUGGACACGAGGUACCGCAUCUUGCCGGAUGCCGUGGUGGCGACUGAGAGGAUCGAUGGCAUGCCCACCAUCUGGAUCAUGGGGUGGCAGGCCUAUCGUGCCAACAAGGGCGACUUCGGAUCGAGCCACUACUCCAAGGACGAGGCGCUCUACCUGCGCACGGAGAUGAAUCCGGUGGUGGGGGAGACCAAGGCGGGCUUGCUUCGCUCUGCGGGGCACAAGAUCUAUGAGCACAAGGAGGGCAGCAAGAUCGUCCGUUACUUCCUCAACAGCAAGGGCAGACAGAAGACCGUGGACGAAGAUGAGGUGGAGUUUCAUUCCACAAGGUCCCAUGACCCGGGGAUGGAGUUGCAUGUGCCUGGCGGAGAUCCCAAGACGCUGCAGGAGCCUGAUCACGAGCUCAUGGCCUUGGUGGAUGGCAUGCUCGGCCAGGUUUCCUGUAUGGGCAAGCCGAGUACCUGUGCUUUCCGCUGCUUCUACGACUCGGAGAAGGAUGUCUGUGGCCCCUCACACUUCUGUGAGAAGGUGGGCUCCAGCCCUGCGGACAACCUGGCACCCUUUGGGGACCAGCAGAAGUGCAAGGCCCUGGGUGCAUCAGAUCACGAGGCUGCGGAUCUUGUGAUCGCCCAGAAGCUGGAGGACAUGAAAAGAGAAGUGUUGGACCUUGCCGAAGAGAUGGAGCAGAGCCCAGCGAUCUCCGAGAGGGGUUCAAGCCGGUCUUCAUUGAAGGCCUCUGUGGCCAUGUGGCAGGAAGCCACCCAGAUGCUCAGUGUGAUGGAGGCCUUCCCGAUACGCCUCUCCCCCGAAAACGGCGACUUCUCCAGAGCUGCGGCACGCGCGGCGUACACGGACAUGAAGCAUUGGCGCGGCCGCCCUGACAUGUUGACGAUUCCACAGUACAAGCAGGCAGGCAGGGCCAGUAUCUCAGCCGUGCGCAACUCCCAGGACUUCUCGGUGCCCGCGAAGCUGCACAACACCUUGGUGGACUAUGUCAAGAAGCGCCCCAAUAUGCUCAUCCAGUUCCUCAAGCAAGAGACCGAUGGCAAGUGUAGCCUCAGCGACGAGACAAAGGAGCAACAGGAUCAGUUGGGGACCUUCGUGGACUACUUCAUGAGCGUCCCUGGCCACGACAUCAACGACUUGAAAGGCAUGACUUUGGGCCUCCCUACGCCCUGCCGAGACUUUCUCAUCGACGCAGACGAUGUCCUUGGCCUGGUGCAAACUGCCGAGGAAGGGGAGCAGAUCUUGUCCAACUCGACGAAUGCAGGCACUGCUGGUGGCUUGUUGCAGGUGAAGUCGGGCCGUUUGGCUCGUGCCCUUGGCUCGGAGGACAGUAGCCUCUUGGAGAGUGGAGCUUCAGACUUAGAUGAGUCUGAGAGAGUGGGGGACUUUGGCUUCAUCAUCUUCUGCAUCAUCAUUGGCAUCAUUCUCUUGGUCGUUACGUUAAUCGCCACAAGGCUGGGCUUUUAUGGCUUGAAGUCUUGCAAAGAGAAUCCUUCUUACAAUAUGUUAAGCUGCUUUGGCUUCUUGUUUGGCAUGGUCGUGGGCGGCCUCUGCGUUUGGGGCGGCUUUGCCUUGGCUCUACCUGUGGGAAUCACGGUUCUUGUGAUUGCAGUCCUCUACGGCAUCUACCACUUUCCCUCAUUGCUCGAGAUCCAAAAGCACGACUUCCACAAGCCACUGCCCAACUGGAAGGCCAUCCAUCACCUUGCCAUGUGA
This is a messenger RNA of Symbiodinium natans, 2022 nucleotides long. NCBI's taxonomy places the organism in Eukaryota, Dinophyceae, Suessiales, Symbiodiniaceae. The record is from the annotation of a GenBank genome assembly.